AAAGAUCUCAGAUCCGCUCCCUGCGCUCAUGACGUGCAAGCUGCUCGACUCUGUGGAGAUCACGUCGUGCAAAACCGCGAUAUUCCACAAAGUCGUCUGGCAGGGGGCAGUGUCGAUGUUGUCCUCGCUACCAGCUAGUACGCGGCGUAUCAAGUUUAUCACCUCCGGCUGUGAGGGCUUCGUGGACGACGAACACCGGUACUAUUUUGCCAACUUUGUGCGUUUGUUAGACUGGCGAGCGAUUGGUCGCCUCCUGGAGAGACGUACAUCACCCCCGGUGUUGGAGAUUGGUGCCGAAAGCGCCCGUGGACACGCAUGUGUAGGCUUCCAACACAACCCUACUGCCCAGGCAGAGGUUCUGGAAAACUUCUCGGAUCGUUUGUGUAACAUGACUACAUUUCUCUGACUUACGGAUGAGUAGGAUCCACUUAUUAAAACAGCUACUCAGCUGCAUGUAUUACAACCUGUCUCAUUAGUAUCUACAAAUCAUGCGGUAGACAACUCAGCGGAAACAGAUAAUCUUACUCAAGCGAGGGGAUAGCAGGGUGCGGAUGUGAUUCUGUAUCUCAGGAGAAAGGGGGGAGCGUGAUGCUCCGGCAGCGCAGUCGAUGUUGAACCGAGCUAAGUACACGUGUUGUUCCAGGGUUCCAUUGAGCCCCUGCCAAUCGCUGUCGUUCCAGUUCUUGUCAGUGCGGAGGGAAAUGUGCAUCCCAUGACCCACGUCGUGAGGAUGGACGAGCGGCCAGUGGUAGGUUAUGGAUGGUACGUCAACGUUUUUCUGGGGGCCCGGGAUUGUGAGCGUCACGGAUACGAGCUCUUUGCACGACUCCAGAGCGCGGAC
Messenger RNA from Phanerochaete carnosa HHB-10118-sp, 841 nucleotides. RefSeq lists its product as uncharacterized. The coding region runs from base 29 to 406 and encodes 125 amino acids. The transcript has a single exon. The record is from RefSeq and is a predicted model, not a curated record. Lineage: Eukaryota; Fungi; Basidiomycota; Agaricomycetes; Polyporales; Phanerochaetaceae.